This is a messenger RNA of Penaeus vannamei (Pacific white shrimp), 2664 nucleotides long. NCBI's taxonomy places the organism in Eukaryota, Metazoa, Arthropoda, Malacostraca, Decapoda, Penaeidae. The record is from RefSeq and is a predicted model, not a curated record.
GCCAGCAUCGAUGCGAGGACUAGAUACCUCGUGAGGGGUUUAGGAGACCAUCUGACAGAGGGUGGGAGACUAAGAAAGCUGGAGGACCUCUGCGGUCACCUCAGACAACACCCUGAUGCCAAAGGUGUUGCUGUCAAGAACGGAGGUAUAAGAAGGUUGCUUCGGAUUUUGACCAAAACGAACGACCGCUAUGUGGAGUACGAAGCGCGGGAAGCUUUGGCAUUGCUUGGCCACACCUUCCCUGUCAAAGGCCAUGGCAUUCGGCUUUUGACAAUUGAUGGCGGUGGUGUUAGAGGUUUGGUUGCUUUGGAAAUACUGAAGAAAAUUGAAGAGGAAGCCGGCCAGCCAAUUCACGAGCUGUUCGAUUACGUGUGUGGUGUAUCGACUGGGGCCAUCUUAGCUGUUUUAAUAGGCGUCCACCGCUCCUCAUUAGACGACUGUGAAAAAUUGUACCGUAGGCUAAGCACGCAGAUCUUCACUCAGACUACCUUUAGGGGGGCUACAGGUCUCUUCAUGAAAAAUUCAUACUACGACUCUGAUGCCUGGACGGAGAUCCUCAAAGAAAACAUGGGAGAGAUGUCACUCAUUGAAACUGCGAGAAAUUUAGAUACCCCAAAGAUGUGUCUUGUUGCAACCUCAGCCAACACAAACAGAAUCCAGGCCCAUCUCUUCCGCAACUACAACCUGCCAUACAGGGUCACCGGCCACUAUCAGGGAAGCUCCCUGCCGAAGCUGUGGGAAGCCGUGAGGGCCUCGGCUGCCGCACCAGGCUAUUUCUCCGAGUAUAGGGUCGGCGAUCUUAUUCUGCUGGAUGGGGGCUUGUUUGUCAACAAUCCCACGGCGAUCGCACUCCACGAAGCAAAGCAGCUGUGGCCUGAGGCUGACCUGCAGUGCGUGCUUUCCGUGGGCACCGGCCGUCACGAGCCCAUUGCCACCACCAGUGAGUCUUCCAUUAACUGGGGCACAAGAAUACGCACAAUCCUCAAUAGUGCCACCGACACAGAAGGUGUUCACACAACCAUGCACGACCUCUUGCCAGGUAAUGUGUACUUCCGCUUCAAUCCGUACCUCAGUGACGAAAUCGGUCUGGAUGAGAUUGCCGCCGACCGUUUGGCCAUGAUGAUGGAGGACACGUCUCUGUACCUCCGCAAGAACGAGGCCAAGAUAGAGGAAGCUGUCCGCGCACUCGUCAAAAGCAAGAACCCUCUAGACCGAGCAAAAGACUGGUAUCAACAACAGAGUCUUUUAUGGCCUGUAUAUUAGGAUUUUCUCUUUUCUUUUCUAGGUCAGAGAAAGUGCAUGUGUGUCUGUUGGUCGUGACUUGUUGUGUCAUAGACUGUUUGUUUCUGUUAUUUCAUCAAUGAGAUUAUAUAUGGACAGUCUUGUAAUAGAUUAUUAAGUUUGAAUCUUUUGAUAUGAAGAUAGUCAUAUAGUCAGAGUUCUUGUAUUUGAAGCUGUGAAGCACAGACUAACAAGUAUUUACAUUGCUGGUAUUCAUUUUUCAUUAUUAUACUGUGAAUAUGGAUAAGCUGAUUUUAUGCGAAGUCCCACAAAAGUUCACAUCCCCAAUUUCAAAAGUUUACACCCUUUCAUUUGAUUUUGUUUUUGGCAAAUUCAUUUCAUGCGAGUGUCACACCUUACAAUCUCUUCUUCAUUACCAUUAACCUCAGGAAACUAAUCACAGAUUAUUUUUAUAUUUUUUUAUAGGUGCUAUUAUUAUUUCCUAGAUGUUAGGUUUAUUUAUGUCAGAUAGCGGAAGUGUCAUGUCGCGCGUGACUUCUGUAUUAGCCUUUCUGAAUAGUAUGUUAUUAGUUUUUUAGCUUUAUAUAUAUGUAUGUAUUGUAUUGUUUUUAUUUUUAUAGUAUUUAGAAAUUCUAUCUCAAGAUUUAUAUUGGGUUGCCUCAGUAGGCAGUGUAUAAAAGACACCUUUUUUUCGUCUUUACCUUUUCAUAUUUUAUCAAGAAAUCGCUAUUCCUAAUUUUUGGAUCCUCUCAUUUGAUGAAAGGGAAAGUAUUAAGCUUAUACAUUGCAUGAUAGAAAUUCCAAUUGGAGUGUCACCUUUGAGAGCUGAAGUAGCCCUAAAAUCCACAUUUGAUGUUCCUUUAGCAGUUGCCGAGACCCUUGUAAAGAGUCCCUUCCAAGAUUGGUGAAACCGCGUUAUAGAAGAGGAAAGCAAUUUUAGCUGUUACUAUAAGUGUAAAGAUAUAUAUAUAUAUAUAUGUAUGUUUAUAGUGUAUGUAUUGGAUUUAGUUAGAAUUUAUAUAACGAUUUCUUACAUACGUAACUUGAAAAGGGUAGACUUACUAAAGAAAAAAGUUUAGAAUAGUAUGGUAUAACCUUUAUCUAUAUAUGAUUUCUUGGAAAAAUGAGAAACUACACAAAUAUCUGACAUAACACACACACACACACACACACACACACACACACACACACACACACACACACACACACACACACACACACACACACACACACACACACACACACACACACACACACGCACAUAUAUACGUAUAUAUACAUUUGGACCAAUGGUACCAAGUUUUUUUUUCCUGUCUGCAAAUAGGUAAUCAUCUGCCCCAUAUGUGAUAACACACCCUCCCCAAGUGAUAUGUUCUAGUCAUGUUACAAGUUUCUUAAUAAAGCAAAAGAGAUAUUGUAAAA